CCCACUCAUUCCCCCAUGCCUUCUUUUUAUAAACUGGAGACCAUCUACCUCUUUCUCACUCCUGCUAUCUCUUAUCUCGUGCAGUCAUGUUGUUAAUUAUAGAGAAGCCAUCCAAUCUCUUGUUCUUGGGUUUUCUAUUAGCACACUUAUGCACGAUCCAAUUGGUAGGAUCUUCGAGCAACUUUACUGAUCGAUCAGCUCUCAUUGCCUUUAAAUCUCAACUAAGUCCCAGUGCCAAUGAAACUGUCUUGGCUCAAAACUGGUCCACCACAACAAACUUUUGCAAUUGGAUUGGAGUCUCAUGCAGUCGACGCAGGCAAAGAGUCACAGCUCUAGAUCUUCCGAAAAUGGGUCUCCAAGGUACACUACCUCCUCAAAUUGGAAACCUCUCUUUCAUAGUCACACUUCACCUCCAUAACAACAGCUUCUUUGGUUUUCUACCCAAUGAGAUCAGUCGUCUGCAUCGCUUGAAAAUACUUAGGUUGGAUUUCAAUAAAUUCGAAGGAAGCAUCCCCCCAAGUUUACAUCAAUGUCACAAGCUUACAUAUUUAUCUCUUGCAGAAAACAUGUUAAGUGGUGCGAUUCCAUCUUCCCUCGGCAAUCUAUCAGCGUUAGAGCAAUUAAGUUUGCGAUAUAACAGCCUUGUUGGACCAUUUCCUUCUGUCAUCUUUAACAUAUCUUCUCUAACCAUGAUCGCUAUUACAAAUAAUCAGAUCUCAGGAACUCUGCCAAUGGAUCUCUGCAGUCGCUGUCCUAAUCUUGAAGGACUUUAUCUUUCCCGCAAUGAAUUCAGUGGUCGGCUCCCUACACAAAUGAAUCACUGUCGAGAGAUCGUAGAUUUAUCUCUAUCAGGCAAUAAAUUUGAAGGGAGAGUUCCAAAAAGUUUUCAGAGUUUAAAAAGGCUUGAAGGGCUAACUCUUGGAGGUAACAAUUUAACUGGUAAUAUACCUUCUUUUAUAAGUAACUUGUCGAGCUUGCAAGCGUUGGGAAUGGAGGAAAACAACUUUAAUGGAAGUAUUCCGAGUGAUAUAUGCCAUCUUCCAAAUCUGCAUACAUUAAGUUUAGGAGAUAAUUAUCUUACAGGUGCAUUAUCCCAAGCAAUUUUCAACAGCUCAUCUCUACAAAAUAUUUUCAUGGGUUCCAAUUUAUUGUCUGGAAAUAUUCCAAUAGAUGCCGGGCUACGCUGCUCUAAUCUUGAAAAUCUGAUUCUGCCUUUCAAUAACCUUGGUGGUCGUAUCCCAUCAUAUCUUUCAAAUUGUUCCAGACUAUCGCUAAUAGAUUUUAGUUCCAACUUACUCUCUGGACCAAUACCCGAAAGUCUUGGAAACUUAAAAUACCUCCAAUUCCUAAGUUUGAAUUAUAAUCAGCUGACAGGAGAGCAUGGAGAUCAAGAGCCUAAUUUCAUUUCAUCUUUAACUAAUUGUCCAGUUUUGGAAAGGCUCUCCCUAGUAGGCAAUCCCCUGAAUAUUACGAUUCCAAAAUCCAUCGGAAACUUUUCCAUUUUUCUUGCAAGCAUUUAUGCAUCUCAAAGCCAAAUAAAGGGUCAUAUUCCUAACGAACUCGGUUCCUUGACCGGCUUGACCGAACUUUUUUUAACGGAUAACGAUUUGAUGGGGAACAUACCGUCCACUUUGGGGGGAAUGGAGAAGUUACAGAGACUUUACCUUGAUGCUAAUAAGAUUGAGGGCUUCAUUCCACAGAGCUUAUGCCGAUUAAAGAACUUGGGAGAGUUAGUUCUCUCAAAUAAUCAAAUAUCUGGGCCCAUCCCGAAUUGCCUUUCAAAUCUCAGACUUCUACAAAUGCUAUAUGUUGAUUCCAACAUAUUGAAUUCUUCAAUACCUAUAAGUAUCUGGAAUCUAGAAAAUCUGUUGUUUCUAGAUCUAUCUUCGAGUUCCCUUGGAGGAUAUUUAUCUUCAUACAUGAGAAAAACUAGAACUAUGGAGUACAUGAAUUUGUCACAAAAUCAAUUUACUGGAAAUAUUCCAAGCAUCAUCGGAGAAUUUGAAAGCUUAAGGUCUCUUGACUUGUCAAAUAAUUCCUUUCAAGGCGUCAUUCCAGAAUCUUUUGGAAACUUGAAAGGUUUGGAUAUCUUAAAUCUCUCUUUCAACAACCUCUCCGGUGCAAUUCCCAAGUCCCUCGAGGCACUUCCUUUCCUUAGGUAUCUGAAUUUGUCUUUCAACAUGCUAUCAGGAGAGAUUCCAUCAGGUGGGCCUUUCGUAAACUUUACGGCCGAAUCAUUUAUUGGAAACAAGGCACUUUGUGGGAAUCUAACUUUUGGAGUUCCAACUUGUCCAAGACAUCCCCAAGGAUCAAGGGUGAAACAUAAUUUGCUCAAAUAUAUUGUUCCUGCAAUUGUCUCAGUCCUCAUCUUUGUAGCACUGCUUUAUAUUCUCAGCGCACGUCGAGAAAGGAACAUGCAGGUUUCAAGUGCACUUAAUCAAUUGCCUGGCUUGGAGCAUAGAAUGAUAUCAUAUCAAGAAAUUUCUCAAGGGACAAACAACUUUUGUGAUAGCAACUUGAUCGGAACUGGAGGUUUUGGUUCUGUGUACAAAGGAGCAUUAUUUGACGGGACAAUUGUUGCAGUCAAAGUUUUAAAUUUACAGUCGGCAAAUGCUUUCAAAAGCUUCGAUGCAGAAUGCAAGGUGUUACGAACUAUCCGACAUAGGAAUCUUAUUAAAGUCGUGAGUGCAUGCUCUAACCUUGAGUUCAGAGCUUUGGUGUUGCAAUACAUGUCGAACGGCAGCCUUGAAAGAUGGUUAUACUCUUACAACUAUUGCUUGAAUCUUCUUCAAAGAAUAAGCAUUAUGCUCGAUGUGGCAUAUGCAUUGGACUACCUUCACCAUGGACAAUUAGAACCCGUAGUGCACUGUGAUUUGAAGCCCAGUAAUAUCCUUUUGGAUGAGGAUAUGAUUGCUCAUGUAGGUGACUUUGGCAUUGCAAAGAUCUUAAUCGAAAGCAAAGAGGCAACACAAACCAAAACUCUUGGUACACUUGGCUAUAUUGCACCAGAAUAUGGAUCAGAAGGAAAAGUGUCUAUCAAAGCAGACACUUACAGCUAUGGUAUAAUACUGUUGGAGAUGGUCACAAGAAAGAAACCCAUUGAUGACAUGUUUGCUGGUGAAUUGACGUUGAGACAGUGGAUAAAUGCUUCAUUUCAGAACGAAAUGAUGGAAAUUGUGGAUGCUGGUUUGUUAAUGAUAGAAGAGGGAAGGGACCCGAUUGCUUUGCAAAGUAUUAUUUCCUCCAUCAUGGAAUUAGGCUUCAGGUGUUCUGAAGAGUUGCCAAAUGAAAGGAUCAAUAUCAAAGAUGUGAUUGUCAAGCUUGACAAAAUCAAACUGUCACUUUCUGAGAACAGAAACAGGGGUAUCUGAUAUCUUGAAUCCUAGCAUUGCAUGAUUGUAAUGACUAAUUGCAAGAGUACGAAACACGUCUUCAACAGCUAUAUAUAUUCCUUAUGUAAGUAUUUUCUUUAGCCUUUUCUUAUGCUCUAUGCUAUAUAUGAUGAUGGAUCGUGCGAAGUGGGGGGCCGUAGAAUGGUAGUCAUGCCAAGUAUCAAUUAAUUAAGUAUAUAUCUAUAACAUUUUCACCAAGUCUCACUGUGUAUUUUCUUUUCUUCUCUUUUCAUUCAUGCAUGAUGCACCCAGU
Carya illinoinensis is the source of this 3645-nucleotide messenger RNA. Its product is annotated as probable LRR receptor-like serine/threonine-protein kinase At3g47570. Gene Ontology annotation, cellular component: plasma membrane. The coding region runs from base 87 to 3371 and encodes 1094 amino acids. The transcript is spliced from 3 exons. The record is from RefSeq and is a predicted model, not a curated record. Gene Ontology annotation, biological process: protein phosphorylation; hormone-mediated signaling pathway. NCBI's taxonomy places the organism in Eukaryota, Viridiplantae, Streptophyta, Magnoliopsida, Fagales, Juglandaceae. Gene Ontology annotation, molecular function: ATP binding; protein kinase activity; protein binding.